UUUCCGGAGCAGGACGCUUUUGUCUGCGUCACUUCCUGUUCUGCGUGAGAAAGAGGCCUGUGUCGGGUCCAGUUUUUAAUUUUGUUCUGGUGAAUCCGGCGAGAAUCGGAGCCAUCAGAGCCGCAAACAUGACGGUGGGAAAGAGCAGUAAGAUGCUGCAGCACAUCGACUACAGGAUGAGGUGCAUCCUGCAGGACGGACGGAUCUUCAUCGGGACCUUCAAGGCCUUCGACAAACACAUGAACCUGAUCCUGUGCGACUGCGACGAAUUCAGGAAGAUAAAGCCGAAGAACACGAAGCAGCCAGAACGUGAGGAGAAGAGGGUUCUGGGUUUGGUUCUGCUGCGAGGGGAGAACCUGGUCUCCAUGACGGUAGAGGGCCCACCCCCCAAAGACACGGGGAUCGCCCGGGUCCCCCUGGCUGGCGUGGCCGGAGGUCCAGGUAUGGGCCGAGCAGCGGGUCGCGGCGUUCCGGCAGGAGCUCCCAUGCCUCAGGCUCCGGCCGGACUGGCGGGACCGGUCCGAGGAGUGGGCGGUCCUUCUCAACAGGUGAUGACCCCGCAGGGCAGAGGGACGGUCGCUGCUGCCGCCGCAGGAGCCAGCAUCGCCGGGGCGCCGACUCAGUACCCUCCGGGACGAGGAGCUCCGCCCCCAAUGGCCCGUGCCGCUCCGCCUCCAGGUAUGAUGGGCCCGCCCCCCGGCAUGCGGCCCCCGAUGGGCCCUCCAAUGGGGAUGCCUCCCGGUCCGGGUCGUGGCGCUCCAAUGGGGAUGCCCCCUCCUGGCAUGAGGCCCCCGCCUCCUGGGAUGAGAGGACCGCCCCCUCCGGGAAUGAGGCCACCUCCCAGACCUUGAAGCUCCGCCCCUUCCCUCAUUGUAUAGAUUUAUUUUUGUUCUUCCUUCCUAGUUUGUGUUUUUUAAUAAAGUUUUCUCAGACUCAA
Molecule: messenger RNA, 937 nt
Organism: Nematolebias whitei (Rio pearlfish)
Lineage: Eukaryota; Metazoa; Chordata; Actinopteri; Cyprinodontiformes; Rivulidae
Gene: snrpb
Product: small nuclear ribonucleoprotein polypeptides B and B1
Exons: 7
Coding region: 129-851 (240 amino acids)
Biological process (GO): mRNA splicing, via spliceosome
Cellular component (GO): cytoplasm; U2 snRNP; U5 snRNP
Molecular function (GO): RNA binding
Source: RefSeq, a predicted model, not a curated record